Pelobates fuscus (common spadefoot toad) is the source of this 1394-nucleotide messenger RNA. Its product is annotated as carboxypeptidase O-like. The record is from RefSeq and is a predicted model, not a curated record. The coding region runs from base 24 to 1394 and encodes 456 amino acids. NCBI's taxonomy places the organism in Eukaryota, Metazoa, Chordata, Amphibia, Anura, Pelobatidae. Gene Ontology annotation, biological process: proteolysis. Gene Ontology annotation, molecular function: metallocarboxypeptidase activity; zinc ion binding. The transcript has 11 exons.
CCAAGAUUGGCCACUGAUAAAAGAUGAAGCAUUUAUGCUACAUGAUCUGCCUGUUGGGAAUGCUAGUAUAUGGUGGUUCUUCUUUAAAAGUUCGAUAUGAUGGUGACCAGGUCCUUAAAAUUACCCCACAAACAACAGAUCAAGUUCGAUAUUUGCAAGCGUUAAGCAAAGAAUGGCAGCUGGAUCUAUGGAAGCCUGAUUCAGCCGAAGAAAUUCAUGAAGGCAGAGAGACUCAUAUCCAGAUACCAUUUUCUCGUAUUCAGCUGAUGAAAGAAAAUCUUCUCGGACAAGGAAUUCCUUUUACGAUUAUGAUUAGCGAUGUGCAAAAGUUAAUAGAUAAAAAUGCUCAAAGUGGGAAGACCAUGCAAAGGAAUCAGAUAUCAUCGAGAAAUUAUAAUUAUACCAUAUACCACCCAAUGGAUGAGAUUUAUCAAUGGAUGGAAGAUAUUGAAACAAACCACGGUGAUCUGGUAACAAAACAUUAUCUGGGAAGUACAUACGAAAAUCACUCAAUCUACUAUUUAAAACUUGGAUUGCCUUCAAACAAGAAAAAGAAAGCAUUUUUUAUGGAAUGUGGAAUUCAUGCUCGGGAAUGGAUAUCUGUUGCUUACUGCCAGUGGUUUGUAAAGGAGAUUAUUUCAAAUUAUAAAGAUGAUUUCAACCUCACCAAAGUUCUCAAACAAGUUGACUUUUAUGUGAUACCGGUGCUCAAUGUUGAUGGCUAUAUUUACAGCUGGACAACGGACCGCCUCUGGAGAAAGAAUCGAUCAGUGCAAGAAAAUGGAACAUGCUAUGGGGUGGACCUAAAUCGAAAUUUUGAUUCUCAUUGGUGUAGUACUGGAGCCGAUUCAGUCUGCGAAAGCUUUAUCUAUUGUGGUCCAUCCCCUGCUUCAGAAAUGGAAACUCAAGCUUUGGUCGCCCUUGUUGAAGAACAUAAAACUGAGAUUCUGUGCUAUUUAAACAUUCACUCCUAUGGGCAGCUGAUCCUAUAUGCAUAUGGCUACACGUAUAAUAUAUCCGAGAACAAUGAUGAGUUGGCAAGUAUUGCAAAAAUAGCUGUUGAAAAGAUUAUGGAAAGAUACAACUCUUAUUACAUACAAGGACGGGCAUCCGCAACAUUAUAUACUCUUUCUGGGUCUUCUUCAGACUGGGUCACUGACCUCAAAAUAAAUUUGUCUUACACCUUUGAACUAAGAGAUGAAGGAGAUUAUGGGUUUGAACUUCCACCGGACCAGAUUGAGCCUACAUGUGAAGAGACUAUGGAUGCUCUAAUGGGCAUCAUUGACUACAUUAAUGAAAACUACCUUGAAGAUAAUGCAGUGUCCAUAACUUCAGUGUGGAUGACCAUACUGCUUUCAUGUGCUCUUCAUAUUUCUUAUUCUAUAUUCAAUUAA